Molecule: messenger RNA, 3497 nt
Organism: Scatophagus argus
Lineage: Eukaryota; Metazoa; Chordata; Actinopteri; Scatophagidae
Gene: serinc2
Product: serine incorporator 2
Exons: 10
Coding region: 118-1497 (459 amino acids)
Cellular component (GO): membrane
Source: RefSeq, a predicted model, not a curated record
AGGAUGAUGGUUUCCCUCCCCUUAUUUUAACACACUUGACGGCGCCAUUUUAACUCAGUUUCUUCCUGAACUUUUUCAGCUGUUACGACUUUUGUCGGAUUACUGAAAUAAACACACAUGGGUGCUUGCUUAGCACUGAGUUCCCUUGCCAGCUGUGCCUCCUGUUUGUGUGGCUCGGCCCCCUGCCUCCUCUCAUCAUGCUGCCCAUCAACGUACAACUCCACCAUGAGCCGGCUGGCUUUCUCCUUCCUGCUGCUGCUUGGGACCCUGGUGUCUGUCAUUAUGAUUCUCCCAGGCAUGGAGGAACAUCUUAAAAAGAUUCCAGGUUUCUGUGUUGGUGGCAGCACCAUACCUGGCUUAGAGAACAAGGUGAACUGUGACAUCAUUGUUGGCUACAAGUCAGUGUACCGCAUGUGCUUUGCCAUGGCCUGCUUCUUCUUUCUCUUCUCCAUCAUCAUGAUCCGAGUGCGCAGCAGCAAGGACCCCCGAGCUGUCAUCCAAAAUGGUUUCUGGUUCUUCAAGUUCCUGGUGCUGGUUGGCAUAACUGUGGGAGCUUUUUUCAUUCCAGAUGGCAUCUUUACUACAGUGUGGUAUUACUUUGGUGUGGUGGGCUCUUUCAUUUUCAUCAUCAUCCAGCUCAUCCUGCUCGUGGACUUUGCCCAUUCGUGGAACCAGUCCUGGUUGGAGAAGGCAGAGGAAGGAAACCGCAAGUGCUGGUUUGCAGCUCUGAUGUCCGUCACCUUCAUCAGUUUUGCUUUGGCUUUCACUGCCGUUGUGCUCUUCUAUGUGUUUUACACCAAACCUGACGACUGCACAGAGCACAAGGUCUUCAUCAGCCUCAACUUCAUAUUCUGCAUCAUUGUGUCCAUUGUGGCCAUUCUUCCCAAAGUUCAGGAGGCUCAGCCCAGCUCAGGCCUGCUCCAGGCCUCCCUCAUCUCCCUUUACACCAUGUAUAUCACGUGGUCAGCCAUGACCAACAACCCAAACCGGCAGUGUAAUCCCAGCCUGUUGAGUUUGGUUCAGCCCAGCAGUCCAACUCCACUACCAGGACCUGCUUCUCCUACCCCUGCCCCAAACGUCCAGUGGUGGGAUGCGCAGGGCAUUGUGGGAUUGAUCAUUUUCUUGUUCUGUACUCUUUACGCCAGCAUCCGCUCCUCCAACAAUGCCCAGGUGAACAAGCUGAUGCAGACCGAAGAGGGUCAGGGCCUGACUGCCGUCGAGACGGUCACUGACGAGGCUGGAGUCCGACGGGCCGUGGACAACGAAGAGGAGGCAGUUACCUACAGUUACUCCUUCUUCCACUGCAGCCUCUUCCUGGCCUCCCUCUACAUCAUGAUGACUCUCACCAACUGGUACAAGCCUGACAGCGACUACCAGGUCAUGCAGAGUUCCAUGCCAGCUGUGUGGGUGAAGAUCAGCUCCAGCUGGCUUGGCUUGGCCCUCUACCUAUGGACCCUGGUGGCCCCGCUGGUGCUCCCUGACAGAGACUUCAGCUAAAAACAGUGAAGUCUUUCAGCAUGUAGCCGCUAGCCUCUUGCUGAUUGCACCUUAACGGGAGAUAGCUUUAGCAUCACACCGAUCUGCUUGAUUUUCUUCACAUUCGAAGAAUAAAUGGGUAUAUAAUUUGUUUUUAGCCGCAACCAUGUUACCUAAAUGCUGACUUUUUAUGGCUCGAGUUGGAAUUUGCAGUUUUACAGAAUCAUAUGAUUGUUUGUGUUGAGCUUUAAUGACACAUUCCAUUUUGUUUUCCACCUCAGGUUACUUUUUUCUAUUCCUUCCUCCACUGUUACAAAUACUCUAAAGAAGAGCACUACAUGCCAUUAAGACAAGAGCAAAUGUAACUUAGAUGACUCCUGUAAGGAAUUCAUGUUUAAUUUGGCUUUGUUUCAGUAUAUUUGUUAUUUGUUUCCUACUUUAUAUCAUUACCUUUAUAAUCUGAGAUUUAUAUGUUAAUCAUUUUUUAUGGCACAGCUUUGAUUAGUGCCCCGUUUUAUAACGAGAGUGCCUGAUUAUAUUUUGCACUGAAGUUCUUCAGAGGGACCAUUUUUGAUAUCUUUCAAAAUUUAUUUCAGUAAUUAAUUUCAGUUUAAAGUUACUUCCUUAAUAGGCUGUAUGUUGACUUUUCAUUCUAAUCAAUAUAGUUGACAAUCCGUUUUGUCACUAAUCAGUGUAGGCAACAUUUCUGUCCUGUAGGUGGGGCUGUUGUCCAUCAAAUUAGUCUUUCUUUGAAGAAAAUGCAUUUAGUAUCAUGAUGCUGAUUCAGACAUAUGUGCUGUAGAGGUUCUAAACCUGUAUAAGCUGGUCUUUUUAUGUUCCUGUACUUUGGGAACUGGGAAUAUUUUUCCUAGAAACAGCAAACACAAUGUCACCAAGUCAGGCCAGCAGGGGCUUGCAAAUGCUCCACUGCCCUCCCUCCAUUAAUCACAUGAUCCUGCUAAAAUGUGAUUUAUUGUGUUCCUUCGAUGCAGGAUUCCCCAGUGCAACACAAACGCAUACACAGUUGGCAAGUAGUGUAGAGGGAAUGUGUUUUUCCCCUAUCACAAGAUCACCAUGAGCAGGGAGGCUAACACAGCACUUCAUUAUACUUCACAAUGUUCAUUCAAGGCUUGUGUUGGCAAAGAAUGACCAGUCUCUGAAGUGAAGCUCAGAAACUAUACAACACUAUGUGUCUUUCUGCCCGCACAGCUACAAUAUAAUAUUUUCUUAUGGGUUCCCUUGUUUGUUUUUGGUUCUCUAAUCUUGUGUUUGAUAUUACAAAUAAAACCAGUUUAAGUGCAUUAUGAGUCAUCACAGCACAAGCAGAUUCUAUUCUCCUAAGAAACAUAGAAAACCUGACAGUCUAUGCAUCAGCAGAUAUGUUUUUGUGGUUAUUUCUGUCACAGCUGAUGAAUCAAAUUCAUUUGCAAUACUUAUAAUGCACCACAUAAACCAUGGUUACGGAUUAAAGUUGAGACACUCACAGAUGAAACAGAAAAUAGAAAUCGGAGGAGGGCACAAGAUGCAACAUUACCCGUUAUGCGGCCAAUCUUGUCAUUACACUUACUGCCUGAGAAAAAAGCAGAUGCUGUGUCCCUACAAUGUAUGGAAAAUCUUUUUGGUACAAAACUACUGUCCCUAAUGUCUUUUCUAAAAUACAAAAUCCAUAAUUUCUUAAAUAAAUUGACCAUACAAGCAGAGUGUUUUAUUUAUAAAGACAAAAAAUACAUAAAAACAUACAAUUUAUUCAAUAAGCUAAAUGUGGGUGGCUCUGUUGCCAUCUUGGCUUUGCCUGACUCCUGGCUAAUCCAGAAAUGGGUGAAAGAAUGGAUAGCACAUGGAUGUGAGGUGGUCUGGUGACUGAAACUUUACUGCCUGCCUUGGAGCUACCAAGCUAAGGCUAACACACUAGGUUCUAUCACCACUGUCUGUAUAGUAAAUAGGUUCACACAGAAUCUGAUUUUGGUGUUAUUCAUGUGUUUGAUCCAUGGGAGUGAAAAUAAAUCCACUAUUAACCCUGA